GCGCGCCGAGUGGAAGGCGGUCAGUGACGGUGGUUCCGCGGCCCUCGCGCAGUCCGUCUCGCUAACAAUCCACAUGCGACUGGUGAUGUGCGUGCGUCGCGCCGCGGCCUGACAACGUGUCGAGGAUCAUGGUGUUGGCUUCAGUGGUUGCUGCUAACUACAGUGGCACCACACGCGACUGACGUGCUGGAUGCUACUCACUGUGCACACGUUACCACAGCUUGCCGUGUCAGCGAAGUUGUUGUGUCUCCUGAUGAUGGUCAUCUGCGGGGCGGUACCAUCCGUGGUGCGGUCUGUGCGGCUCUACAAUGAAUGUUCGCACGGCUACGUGCAGAUCGACGCCAAUGGGACUGUUCGAGCGGACAAUCCAUACGAAGACAGGUUGCAAAACCUGAGUAUCAGCUCACUGAACCUGGACAUUGCUUUGAAGAUAUACGGUGAAGCGUCAGGAAUGUACCUCUGUUUCAAUAAGAAGUGGAAACUGGUUGGAAAGAAAAAGUUUGUGAAGAAACGCUGCACGUUCAAAGAGACGCUGUCGCAAGCAUACACGCAGUACCAGUCGGCGUUCCACAAAAAGCGCUUCAUGGGCUUCACGUCGAAGGGCAGGCCGGUGCGCGGUGCGUGCGACGCGACCAACAGCCGGCGCCGGGAGUGCGGCUGCUGCAGCCGGAAGCGGGGCUGUGGUUCCUCUUUCAUGUUCCUGCGGCCGGGCAGCAACAGGGACAUCGAAAUACACAACGACAAGAUUCGGCACCAUAAACGGCAUUCGAGUCACAGGCAAAGGCCUUCGUCUUGAGCGUCGCCGAUCGCCGAGUUCGCCGCCGCAGCAACAGCAGUCGCAGCAGUCGAACCCUCACCGUAGCAGCAGCUUUACUGUGUAUCCGCCGCCCACGCUACGCCCCCCUCCGCCGCCAUUAGUCUGCGCCGACGAUACCAGUCAUGGGACGCAUCUGUGUACUGAGUAUGGCCCUAUGCGGUUACCGUUAUCCGAAUCGGUAAACACGUAGAAAUCGUGUAAAUGGGAAGAAACGUAUGCCAUAAAUGAGAACCAUUACGACGUAUGCCUGCUUCCCAGAAACGUUUUGCAGCUUUGAAUAUUGCUAACACUUGGUGGCCCGACUGAAUGCUUCAUUACUCCGCCCUUCAUCCCCCGCAGAGAACAGUUUGAAAAUUCAUAAUACGCUACGGAAUGCAGCGGGAUGGGAACUGUCUCAGUGAUGACAAGGAACAAUAAAGUCGCUAAACAGUCUAUUAUAUUCCUAUAGAGCAAACACACAUUUAGGAAGUCGCGUUCAAAACGUUUUACUAUUGACGUGGUAAAAUGGCAUCAACAGCGACCAAUGAGCAGUCAGCAAAAGACUUGACAUAAUAGAAUUCUGCUGAAAUCAGCGCAACAUCGAAGAAACUGAUCUGAGAACAAUGCCGAGAGAUCUGCAUUACGACAUGGUACCAACUGCAACUAAGUUGCACAUAUGCACAUAAUUAACACGAAUGCCCCCGUAAAUUGCCAGUUCCUUAAACAGUUUUUGUGUCUCAUUGUAGAGCUCGCUGCUUCUUGAGUGUGCUUUCGGAUUAAAUAAAUAACGUGAGUCCAACGAGCACUUGCUCGUAGCAAAAGGCUGAGAUAUUGGGAUUGACUGAGGGAAAAAAGUCACGACUUUCUCAAAGAGUAGGACACUUAUUUCUACAGUUGUUGUGAAAAAUGGAGCAACAAGAACUUAAUGAGUGUUGAGUGUAAUGCCAUGAUUGUAUGUUUGUUAUAAAGUAACUGCAACGUUUGCACAGACUUGCGUAAAGUGAAACAGAUUUUCUUAACAUGUUAUUUUCAGCCGGACGCCACAUUUCCAUCAGACUUUUCACUGUAGAUUUUGUUAGUAAUUAAGAACGUAGUUGUCAGUAUAGUGCUGGUAACUUAAAAGUUCGGUUCAAGAUGUACAUGCUGUCGAUUUGUUGUCUCAAGUGACCCUAAGAGGGUCUGUUAUACAUUCCAUAUGUUUUCUAAUACCGAGUACAUUUCUGUUGUAUUAUCAUAUUUGCUUCAUUGACACAUUUUCUGAACGUAUAUAAUAGGAAAACUCGUUACUGAUAAUGCACACAAGUGGUUCCUUGUUAUUAUUUAUAAUGACAGAAAGUGUAAUAUUUAUAAUGUGUACCUCUAUACAAUUAAUUGAUGGCAAGAUGUAGUCGCCUCUGUACCUGUAGAAUAAUAUUGGCUCUGACUCGAGCAACCACCAAAGCAGCUAACACUGCAUCAUGGCUACCCCCUAUUCCAUGACAGGAGAACAUGUAUUACAUUUUCAUUCCAUUUAAAAUACCCAGACAAUUGAGAUAGCAGCACAUGGGCAUAAGAAGCUCCUGAACUUCUGUUUGGCACUACUUUCCACUAGUUCACAUUGCCUGAUAUUACUCUCAGAACAACUGUAAUGUAACUUUGAGUUAAACAGUAAGAAUCCAUAAACAUUUCCCAUAUGUAAAAAGUUAUUAUCAAAGAGUGUGUUAAUGAAGAAAGACUCAUUAAAUCAGUUACCUCUUCAUGCAAAAUAAGUUACAAAUGUUCCACAUGGCUUUAUGUCCAAAAAUGUAGUAAAAUCACAAGAUGUCAGUAAUUGUGUACAUGCUACUACCAGUAACCGCUUUUCUUUCUAUGGACACUCAUAUCAGUACACAUUAUAAGGAAGAUAUGAUGAGCAUUAAUGUCUUUUCUUGUGUUAUGAAAUGCUGUUGUCCUCUUUAGGUGUUUGUUUUUAUUUAGGGAAUUGAACUUUAUUGCAUACACUGAUUUUUUUAUAUCUAAUGAAUAAUGUAACUUUUUCAAUAAUGUUGUAGCGUAAACCACACAGGUAUUUCAGAAGGCAAAACGUGACUAAAUUUCAUAAAUAACUCAAGCAACCAAAGCUCAGAUGUUCAGGAGAAAGUAGAAGAAUCUCUUCCCCCCCCCCUCCCU
Messenger RNA from Schistocerca cancellata (South American locust), 2944 nucleotides. RefSeq names its product fibroblast growth factor 8. NCBI's taxonomy places the organism in Eukaryota, Metazoa, Arthropoda, Insecta, Orthoptera, Acrididae. Bases 191 to 796 code for a protein of 201 amino acids. The transcript has 5 exons. Gene Ontology annotation, biological process: regulation of cell migration; positive regulation of protein phosphorylation; cell differentiation. The record is from RefSeq and is a predicted model, not a curated record. Gene Ontology annotation, cellular component: cytoplasm. Gene Ontology annotation, molecular function: fibroblast growth factor receptor binding; growth factor activity.